Pseudomassariella vexata is the source of this 982-nucleotide messenger RNA. RefSeq lists its product as uncharacterized. The record is from RefSeq and is a predicted model, not a curated record. Bases 250 to 825 code for a protein of 191 amino acids. The transcript has 2 exons. NCBI's taxonomy places the organism in Eukaryota, Fungi, Ascomycota, Sordariomycetes, Amphisphaeriales, Pseudomassariaceae. Gene Ontology annotation, molecular function: catalytic activity.
ACGCAGUGCGUGAAGCCUUGUGACUGCUGCAGAGAGCCCGCCGAAACCCAAUACGCCAUACUGCGGGGUAUCGGAACUUGGUUGAUUAAUGUUAUCCAGUCUUCCCUCGUGCUUGCCUUAUUAUACUUGCUUACCAGUCAUUUGUGGAGCCCUCACGCGCCGACCCUAUUCAAAUCCCGAACGUUCGAAACCCCUCACUUAGAAAUUUAACCUCAAAACUCAAGACUCAUUCAACCCUCAUGAUUCGGAAUGGCAAACCAAAAGAUUCGUCUCGCGACUGCCUCGCCAGGGACUCAGGCUACCACUAAAGAGACCGUCGCUCAACUGCAACAAAUCGCCAAACGAGCAGCAGCAAACAAUGCCGAUAUCUUGCUCCUGCCCGAAGCUUACCUAGGAGGUUACCCACGAGGAUCAGACUUCGGAUGUAAAGUCGGCGCUCGCACCGCAGAUGGGCGCGAUGAGUUUCUGCAGUACUUCAAGGCCGCCGUCGACUUGGGUGACACUGUGGGUAAUGGAGCCGGGGCCGGCGAUGCCUGGGUGAAGAGACGACUUGGAGGCGGGAGCAGCAGCGAGACUGGGAACUAUUCAGAAGCGAUCAACGCGAAGGGUGAGACCGCAUCGCAGCGAGGAGAUGGUACCAGGGAGGAAUUGGAACGUAUUGCGAGGGAGACGGGGGUUUUCAUUGUCGUCGGGCUUGUCGAGAAGGCGGGCGGGAGUCUGUACUGUGCCGCGGUUUACGUAUGCCCCAAGUUGGGUAUCAUUGGGAAGAGGAGGAAGGUCCAACCUGGAAAGUGUCUGAAACUGUCAUCAGAGGAAGGGUCAUAGAGGCGGAGAGGAUACAACGAUAUCUGGAACGUAGCGAGAAAACUCUUUCCUGAUUGCUCAUUCAACUGCCCGAGGGUGAGACUCGGCCAUCUCUCAUUUCAGUCUAAACACCAUCGCCACCUUUGCGAGCCUCGCUGAGUCCGCCUCCAAGCAUACG